AUGUCUUUUAUCGACAUUCCGAAUGAGCUGAUCUACCUUGUGGGGAAAUACCUGCCCCAGAAAAGUAUCUCAUCCCUAAUGCAGACCAAUCAUAUGCUGUGUGGUCUGCUCCAGAAAACACUAUAUGAUAAGACACCUGAGAGUAAAACCUAUCACAUUCUUUAUAAGGCAUGCGAGCAUGGCCGUGUGGACCUGGCACGCGAAAUGCUGAAACGGCUUGGUGCACAACAACGGCCAAAGGAUAUUCCACGCUUUCUAGCAGCAGCGGCGGCCCAUGGACAUGUUGAUGUUCUUCAGUUAAUUCUAGAGCAAGAAAACACUGAUCCGAAUGAGGACUGCAUUAUUCAUUCAACAGCUCUUGUAUCUGCGGCAGGAGGAGGCCAUCUUGAGGCGUUGAAAACUUUACUUGAGCAUCCUAGAGUUCAGCCAGACCAAUUAGGCAGAUAUGGUCGAACGCCCUUCUUCGCAGCCGCAGAAAAUGGCAAUGUAUCGAUUAUGAAAGAACUCCUGAAAACAGGGCGAGUCGACUUGAGUCACCGGAAUAAUGAGGGUCGUUCGGCCAUACACUUUGCAGGAGAGAUGGGACAAGAAGAAGCAAUGCGCUUCCUUUUAAGUCUGCACACCGACCCUGGACUUCGAGACGGAAAUGGCUCUACCCCUCUAGCCACCGCCGCAGCAGCAGGAGCCUCGGGCGUUGUGAAGAUUCUCCUCGAAACUGGCCGCGUGGAUGCAAAUGCAAAAGACCACGCAUCUAAGACACCUCUACAUCGAGUUUUUGAAUUCGCCAGUUUAAUAGAUAGCCAUCUCGUUCGAGAUCAAGAGAAGAAGGAGAAGGUCCACCGCAUGCUGUCUGGGGAGGUCCUUCCACCGCACUCUCCAGCGAGUGAACUUCGGCGAAAGAGAACGGAAGAGCACACUUUGACGACUGAUGGUUAUGAGGUCAUCAGACAGCUCCUCGCUCUAGAGGAUAUAGAAUUAGAACCUUGUGAUUCAGAGGGCCGAACGCCUUUGUCCCAUGCCGCCGGGGUAUGUUCUGUUGAAGGGACGAGAUUACUGAUUGCUACUGGGAAGGUGGAUCUUGAAUCGAAGGAUAAUGAUGGCUGGUCACCGGCUACCUGGCUUGAAUGCCAGUAUAAGCCAAAGCCGACGCCGGAUGAGAUAGAGUCAGAUAUUGAAACUCCAGGCUUUAUGCUUUUUGAUUGA
Penicillium cosmopolitanum is the source of this 1203-nucleotide messenger RNA. RefSeq names its product ankyrin repeat domain-containing protein. NCBI's taxonomy places the organism in Eukaryota, Fungi, Ascomycota, Eurotiomycetes, Eurotiales, Aspergillaceae. Bases 1 to 1203 code for a protein of 400 amino acids. The record is from RefSeq and is a predicted model, not a curated record. Gene Ontology annotation, molecular function: protein binding. The transcript has a single exon.